Messenger RNA from Vigna radiata var. radiata (mung bean), 2263 nucleotides. RefSeq names its product protein SODIUM POTASSIUM ROOT DEFECTIVE 3. Gene Ontology annotation, molecular function: metal ion binding. NCBI's taxonomy places the organism in Eukaryota, Viridiplantae, Streptophyta, Magnoliopsida, Fabales, Fabaceae. The record is from RefSeq and is a predicted model, not a curated record. Bases 782 to 1456 code for a protein of 224 amino acids. The transcript has 3 exons.
CUUACAGACAAGUUCGUUCGCCGAGCUGGGUAACGUCAGCUUGUGACCCGAGUGGGGGUAUCAUGGUGAUGGAACAAGGUUUAGGCUUCACCAAGUUGGUAUGGAAGCUGCAUGAUGCUGCUUGCCCACUCCAAGUUAGGAGUUGAGCUAUGGAAUCCUUGCGAAGGCUAGGGUUUCUUGGUUCCUGGACUGGAGGGCACAGCGUGAGGCUGGUUUCACAGAGCAGCGACAACCUCCGGCUCUUGACAGUGGAGGGAUCACAGGCAGCUGCACCUCCACACCACAUAGCUUGGUGAGCCAUCUCUUGAACCAUCACUUUUUUUAUGAUGUUAUGCAAUCCACUGCUUCCAAAGCAUGAAAAAAGUAUGUGUAUACAAAGAACACAAAGCAACCAGCCCACAUAUUGUAGAACAGAACACACUGAAAAAACAAUCAUGUCUCAAUAAUACUUGUCUUCUUCUCUCCAAACUUUCUUAAUUUGACAGCCACUACUAUUCAUAUCACACCAAAUAUGAAUACAUUUCUUAUACCAAAUAACUCAACCACCAAAAAAGAGAAUAAAGGAAAGUAAAAUAGAGUAUUGAAAAUCUAGAUUAAUCUCAUAAUUUCUUGGUGGGACCAAAUGCAUCACCUAUAAUUUCCUUUCCUUACUGUCUCUGCCUUUUCUUAGCUUCAGCUACUAGUACUACCUACUGCUUAUCCAUUGCUCCAACUUAUUCUCUCUACUUUAUAUGUUUAGACCUCGCCACUGCCAAACAAAUUAACCAAUAUACUCGUUACUAUGUCCACAAAAACCAUGAAAAUUAUGAAAGGAAUUGAUUUGCUAUGUUCUUCCUCAGCUUCCACAGCUGUAACUUCUAGCAUGCACCAUCGUUCUACGGUGCGUGGAAGAACAAAAAGCUACGACCAUGAUGGAAGGAAAAGCCAACUCUGUGUACCUUGUUCAUCCCAAUUGCCCUUAACUCCUAAGCCUCACUUGGAGAAGCACAGAAAGAGCUCGGCUGAUAAGGCUAACAGUGACACGCGUAGAAAAAGUUCUGUUGAUGUUAAUGACCUAUAUACUCAUGCCAGUGCUGAGCGUUCAUCCAGAAGAUAUCUCCUUGCUGACGCGCCAUUCGUUGAGUGGGUAUCAGAGUCUAAUAAAUUCACACAAAUGGUUCCUUCUCGACAUGAUGUCGAAGACAAGACCAUGGUUAUAAAAAGAAACCAUGCUCCUACUCUUCGCUCCUCUUCUUCAGCUCGCUCCAAGGACCAGGUUGUGGUUUUGAGGGUGUCAUUGCACUGCAAGGCCUGCGAAGGGAAAAUUAGAAAACAUAUUUCAAAAAUGGAAGGAGUGACAUCAUUCAGCAUAGAAAUGGAGACAAAGAAAGUGACGAUAAUCGGAGACGUGACACCAAUGGGGGUACUGGCGAGUGUAUCCAAGGUGAAGAAUGCACAACUUUGGCCAUCUCUCUAGACUUGAAUCUGAUACACCUUUGUGGUGUGCGUGUUUGUAUGAUUAGAAUUUGGAUAACCUGUGAAGCACUCGAAAGUGUGUUGUAAAUGAACAUUUUUCACUUAGUUGUUUACUUCUUGUGGUGAGUGAAGUGGUACAACUGACAAUUCUUAAUUGGUCAUCUGGUGUGUUUCACCACCAAAUGUUUUCUCUUCCUCACUGCAGCCUAUAUCAAAACACAGACCUGGCAAACUUUUGAAAGAAGAAAAGGGUAACGUGUAUUAUUAGCUUUAAAAUGUAGCCGUGCGCCUAAGACCCACAUUAUCUUGUUAGUGCUGGUGGGGUUAACUAGUAUAUAAAAACGAAGUAAGUAUAUGUGUUGGUAGAAAAUAAAGAAAUUGAAAAUAAGUGUGAUUGCAAACCAUUUUGAAGCUGAAGAAGCUCAUUCAGUAUAUAACGAGAGAAGGACUUAUGAGAAACCUUGAGGCUAAGCACUUGAAAAGCAAUAAUGGGUAUACAUUUCUCCAAGCACUUGGAAUGCACUUUGUUGGGGAUACAAGUAACAGGGUAAUGCAUGCCAGACAGUGGUAGCAGAGAGCACUCAAGACCAGGCUGGUCUGUUUGGAAGCAUUCUCUUGGGAAAACUAAUGGUUAUAAGGUUUUCUUUUUGAGCUUCUGAAGGAACUUAGAGUUGGUUAAUGUGACAUGACGGCGGUCCCAUUGUUGAAGAGUUCGGUUUGCUUUAGUUGUUUUUGUGAACAUUGUACAUUCUACAUUCUCUACAAGUAACCUAAUCAUGAGACCAUAGUCCACUUUUAUGGUUGCCUA